AUGUCGCGAAGCAUCCGCCAGCAGGCGCUGCAGAAGAUCGCAGCCCUGUCUGCCUCGAGCUCGGGCGCCUCCUUCGACAAGUCUGAUCUGGACCGACUGUGCCGAGCCUGUCCCAGCCAUGCGAAGGGAAGGGAUGCUGCAAACGGCCACGGGCCCAAGCAGUCGUCUCUGGGGCGGAUUCCCAUGACGAUUCGCGAGUUCGAGGUGUUGCUUGCCCUCUGCAAGGCCGCCCCUGGGAUCCAGACCAGCCACAGCGCCCAGAAGCUCUCGAGCCAGCUCAUACCCUACAUGAUGGACUCGCACGUCCAGCUCUUCGUGCCGUCGCCCUUCUUCCAGAAAGUCGAGCCAUGCCCAACCGAGGCCCUGACCUACCACGUCACGGCCGCCUUGCUCUCCCUCGGGAUCCGCCACGACGCCGUGCAGGAGAUCGUCUCGGAUAACAUUUGGGCCUUCCUGUCGAGCUGCGCGCAUGCCGUCAAUACGGUCCUGCCGAACCAGGAUGGAGGCGACGGAAACCUGGAAGAUGCCAUCCGCACUGCGACUAUCGCGGUGGCCUUUCUGGGUUUCAUGGAUGCCGCCGCGGCGCAAGCUGACUUCUGGAGGUCCGGAGGGCGGCUGGCACUCGUCCAGAGAGUCAGGAAGAUGGUCUCGGAUCCCUUUUUGGUCGCGGUUGAGACGGCACUGUCGACAAUCCGCAACUCGCACUCCUCGGACCGUUUGACUCGAGAAUGGAAGCGAUACUUGAGAAACUAUGCUGAGAUUGGUCGACCUCUUGGUGCCUUGUUGAUCCAGCGUAGCCUGUCGCAUCUGCUCGUGGCCACGACAUCCCUCCUGGUGGUAGAUGUGAGAUCGCUGGGAAAGAACCAUGUCUUGGAUCUACUCCUGUCGGGAGAAGGACUUCUGCGACCCAUGACAGCCCGCAGUGGCGAUGCAGACCUGAUGUCGGUCGAGGUUUACGCCGCCGGUGUAGUUGACCAAAUGAACUAUCUCGAAUCCAGUGCCGACUUCAUCCGCCUCGGCUCCGUCGGGCAGCAGAGGCUUGCCUUCGCUGUCAAGGGCGCAGCACUGAUCAGCUAUCUGAACUGCGCCAGACUCAACGAGGACGCUGCCGAUACCGACGCUCUCAUGGCCUGGCUAGAGGAAACCUUGACAGAUCCGGUUCAGAUGGCCGAUGCUGAUCUUGCCGCGGUUGUACUGAAGUCCAUGGCUUUGAUUUGCAAGUUCUCUCCCACGUAUGCCGCCAAUGUGAGUCGCUUGCUUCCCCGCUUCAUCGUGCAGGGUGGUGCUUCAAAGGAGACCGUGGACAUCGCUGCCAAGUGCCUCGCAUAUGUCCUCCGCAUGCUCUCGAACGAUGCAGUCAUUACCACACUCUACACUCUGGGCAACGUGCUCAGUCCUGAAAACGAAGGGAGCCUCACCGGCAGCGUAAACGGCGAUCAGGGUCCCGAUCCGGCUCGCCCCAUCUAUCAAGGCAGACAGUCAACGGGCAGUUCGAUCUCUCUCAGAAUCAGCGGGGAGGAGGAGACGGCAGUCAUCUACAACAAUGUCAUCGAUGCCAUAUGCGGCAUUGCGGCAACCUGCAGGGACGAGAAGAUCACAGCCUUGGCGCAGUCAAUGUUGCUUCAAAAAGUCGACAAGCUCGGCAGCUAUGCCGCCGCUAAGAUCAUCCAGGGUGCAGCCGUUUUGUCCUUGGCUGGCGGUUCCCUUGAGUUCCGCUCCCUCUUGAAGCUAUUCACCCGCGUCUGCCACACCGGCGUGGUCGAGGACAGGGAGAUCCUGCUCGAUGCCGUCAUGAAAGCUCGCAACUAUAUCUCCACAAACAUCAAGCGAGACUCGCCGCUCUAUGACAUUUACUGGGAACAUAUGCUUGACGACAUCAUCUCCAAGGGUGACACACAUCCCUCGCACCAUGCAAAGGACUCAGAGGUCGAGCUUGCUGCAAGGGAGAUUGCCCAGCUUCUUCAGCCUUUGGCAGUUCUCAUGUCAGCCAAGGACCUCGCUCUCGACGCUUCUGCCGAUGACGAAACUCACGCUAUGCUUCGAGAUGCCUGGUUCAACAUUGUUGUGCACGGUUUCACCAAUGGCACUGCUCACGGCAAGAAGUAUGUCAACGAGCUGCGCAUCAUUGCCAUCCACUCUCCACCCUUGGUUGCCGAGCAGCGAGGCGAACAAGUUGAAAGCGACAUUGAGCUCAACACUGUCUUGAGGCGGGGGAUGAGCUCUGACCGUGAGGCCAUGCAAAAGAAGAAUCUGUCCGAGCUGGUGCCCGCCAAGGCCUCCGAGAUCAGAGGUCUCAGCUACCGCAAAGUCAUCUUCCUCCACGCUGCCUACCUCGUGGAGAGUCUCCGCGCCGACGCUGGAGACUGCAGCAAGGCGCUUUCGUACUUCCUGGAGCCGAGCAUGCGUCGCGGAGAUGUGAGCAGCAUCAUGGAAGGAAUCGCUUCCUCCGUGGUUGAGCGAUACAUUAAGCGGACUCUCAGUGGGUCGAGCACCAACUUCACAGCUCAGUAUGCGGCUAGGCAGCUUGCUGCCAUCCUGUGCAGCUGCUGCCAUCGCAUUGAGCGCGUGCAGCAGGCGGCGUACAUCUGCGCGGAUCGGUUCAUCAAAGAGAUCCCAUCAACGCUUUGCCACCGCUCUUCUCUCUUCGCACUCCUCGAGCUUCUUUCCCUGAUGUGGACAAGUUGCUUGGAGGCCGAGACGGAAAUGUACGAACCGCGAAGCACUUUCAAGUCCGUCCGUGGAAAGGUCACUGUAGAGCUUUCUGAUGACUACGCGCUGCGCCGCUUUACGCUGGACCACCUCUACAAGAAGGCGAAGGUCUGGUUGACCAGUGUCAUUGCGCUGGCUCCGGCCGAUGUGAAGGGCUUACUGCAGACCUACCUUUCGGAAUGGGACGAUGACGGAGCGUAUGGGCACGUCUCCCUUGGCCGCUCCUUCGCACUCGAGAUCGGAUCCUGGAUUCCUUCGACCGAUCAGCGGCUCACAAACUUGGGCGGGCUCGGGGCAGGCAACAUCAAUACCGCUUCGGACUUCGUCGCUCAGUACACCACACGGCAGGAGUAUCGUUAUGCCGAGCCAUUGGGCGACCAAAGCCUGGAGCUUACCACUUUCAUGGGCCACAGCCGCAAGCUGUCGUUCAUUCCCGACACUGAUGCCGACAGCAGCGACGCGAUCACGGCACUGAAGUAUAUCGAGGCCCGUUUGCUUCUCAAAAAGGCCACUCCUAUUGGCGAUGUCCGUGACAUCCUGCGUCGUGGGGCGUCGCUGCUUUGCCGCAGUCAGGGGGAUGAGUGUGCCGUUGCGCAUUACAUGGUGACCAUUCCCUUUGCCAUGUUUACGAAGCAGUCUAUCAAGCUCGGAGUCUCCCUCUGGCUUGGCGUCAUGAAUGAGAAUCCUCGUAUGGAAUCGAGGAUCCUCAACGAAAUCGCCCAGCAGUGGGAAAUGAGCGUACAGAAGAGGCUGGGACUGUUCAGCACCAGUAUCACUCACCCUGACCCGUUCUUCCUUAAGGAGGAAUUUGCGCCCACUGAUGCCCCUGCUAUGGCGAAGCGCAAGCAGCUGGUUCACAACCUCCUGUCUCCCCAUACCAGGCUGCUCCAGUUCUUCAACAGUCAUUUCAACGCCACUCGCCUUGGUAGCCAGGACACACAGAAGGUCUUCUUGCGUCUUCUUGAUAUCACAUUGGAGGCACUCAAGAACUCCACUGCGCACCCCAUGGCGAGAGAAAUCCGGUUCCAGAUCGUGCUCUUUGGUCUCCGGGUUCUGCGCACCAGCAACACCAUCGGUGCUAUCGCCCAAUGGCGUCUCAAGGACCAGGUCUUGUCGGCUGGCCUCAGCUGGUUCAGACAUGCUCCCCGAUGGUCCUUUGGCAGCAACAACGUGCAGCUCAAGACGGAGCUACGACUGCUCUCGGACGUCAUGACCGCGCUCAGCGCUGUGUCUUUCAUUGGCGCGCAUCAAGUUGGCAAUAUCAAGUCGUUGCAAGCCAAGGAGCAGCUGCUUCAGCUCCUCCUCGAGAACGAGAUCUCGAGGCUCACGGUAUGGAUGUCGCCGCUGAACGAGCCACCGAGACUUCAGCAAUCUGCGGCUCACACUGGCAAGGGUGCUAUUGAGAAUGCGCUUUGCCCUCUUGUACGGACUGCAUGGGCCGAGCACCCGUCGAUUGCCAUCGAGCUAGCUACUCGAUUCCAGCAUCCCCGUGUCCAUAAAGAGGUCCGAUGGCUGCUGCUCAACUUCCCGUCCAAGGCGAUCUCGGAUCCAGAGGCACUGCCCAUUCUCCUUGGCCAGUCUCUUCCUGGCGAUGUGAGCUUCCAGCUCAAGUACCUGCUGUUCUGGGCUCCCGUCAACCCUGUUACUGCUGUGACCUACUUCUUGCCCGCCUACCAGGACCAUCCCUUCCUAGUACAGUAUGCCAUGAGGGCUCUUGAGAGCCACUCGGUCGAUGUGACCUUCUUUUACGUGCCCCAGAUGGUCCAGACCUUGCGCUAUGACGCCCUUGGUUAUGUGGAACGAUACAUACUGGAGACAGCACAGUUCUCGCAGCUUUUUGCUCACCAGAUCAUCUGGAACAUGAAGGCGAACGCGUACAAGGACAACGAUGCUACUAUUCCUGACCCCAUCAAGCCUACACUUGACAAGGUCAUGACGAGCAUGAUUGAGUCUUUCUCAGAGGUAGACCGAGAGUUCUACCACCGCGAGUUCUCCUUCUUUGACGAGGUCACUGGCAUCUCGGGCAAGCUCAAGCCCUACAUCAAAAAGUCCAAGCCCGAAAAGAAGCAGAAGAUCGAGGAGGAGCUCCGCAAGAUCAAGGUCGAGGUCGGAGUCUACCUGCCCAGCAACCCCGACGGCGUGGUCAUCGGCAUCGACCGCAAGUCGGGCAAGCCGCUGCAGAGCCACGCAAAGGCGCCGUACAUGGCGACCUUCCGCAUCCAGAAGAACAAGGGCGGCGUCGAGGAGACGGACGAGAUGCUCGAGGAGACGAGCCGGCAGAACGGCGCCGUGGUGCCCGUGGACAACACGUACGAGACGUGGCAGUCGGCCAUCUUCAAGGUGGGCGACGACGUGCGGCAGGACGUGCUGGCGCUGCAGAUGAUCGCGGCCUUCCGGGGCAUCUUCCACAGCGUCGGGCUCGACGUCUUUGUCUACCCGAACCGCGUCACGGCGACGGCGCCCGGGUGCGGCGUCAUCGACGUGCUGCCCAACUCGAUCUCGCGCGACAUGCUCGGCCGCGAGGCCGUCAACGGCCUGUACGACUACUUCAUCUCCAAGUACGGCAACGAGGACUCGCUGCGCUUCCAGCGCGCCCGCGCCAACUUUGUCAAGAGCAUGGCCGCCUACUCGGUCAUCUCGUUCCUGCUGCAGUUCAAGGACCGGCACAACGGCAACAUCAUGAUCGACGACGCGGGCCACAUCCUGCACAUCGACUUCGGGUUCUGCUUCGACAUCGCGCCCGGCGGCGUGCGCUUCGAGCGCGCGCCCUUCAAGCUGACGGGGGAGAUGAUGGCCGUCAUGGGCGGCAGCACGGAGCACCAGAGCUUCAAGUGGUUCGAGGAGCUGUGCGUCAAGGCCUUCCUCGCGUCGCGCCCCCACACGGACAAGCUGUCGCAGCUGGUGGCGCUCAUGAUGGACAGCGGCCUGCCCUGCUUCAAGCCCGAGAGCGUCAGGCACUUCCGCGAGCGGUUCGUCGUCGAGAGGAGCGAGCGCGAGGCGGCCGAGUUCAUGAAGGACCUGAUCAAGAAGAGCUACUCGAGCUACUCGACGGGCUUCUACGACCAGUUCCAGCUCAUGACGAAUGGGAUUCCGUAUUAG
This is a messenger RNA of Thyridium curvatum, 5808 nucleotides long. RefSeq lists its product as uncharacterized. Gene Ontology annotation, biological process: phosphatidylinositol phosphate biosynthetic process; phosphatidylinositol-mediated signaling. The transcript is spliced from 5 exons. Gene Ontology annotation, cellular component: cytoplasm; plasma membrane. The record is from RefSeq and is a predicted model, not a curated record. Gene Ontology annotation, molecular function: 1-phosphatidylinositol 4-kinase activity. The coding region runs from base 1 to 5808 and encodes 1935 amino acids. NCBI's taxonomy places the organism in Eukaryota, Fungi, Ascomycota, Sordariomycetes, Thyridiales, Thyridiaceae.